Messenger RNA from Stereum hirsutum FP-91666 SS1, 522 nucleotides. RefSeq lists its product as uncharacterized. Gene Ontology annotation, cellular component: multivesicular body. The transcript has 3 exons. Gene Ontology annotation, biological process: late endosome to vacuole transport via multivesicular body sorting pathway. The record is from RefSeq and is a predicted model, not a curated record. The annotation marks the transcript as partial. Lineage: Eukaryota; Fungi; Basidiomycota; Agaricomycetes; Russulales; Stereaceae.
AUGGCAUCCAAAUCAUAUAUCGGUCUCCCUCCGGUACCGCAGGACCUCAAACCUAUCGCCCCCUUCCUCCAACGUGCUGAGGAGGUCAAGCAACAGGAUCCUAUCAUUUCGUAUUGGUGUGCAUACUCUGCUGCUCAGGUUGGUAUCAGCCUCAAAGCACCAGCUCCCGCCAACCGGACAUUCCUCGCGGCACUUCUUACUAAGCUAGAGUCCCUCCGGGUGUCCAUCGGUCCCUGUGACGCUGUUGAUGUCGAGGCCGCCUCUACCGCCUACGUCGAAAAUUUUGCUCUCCGUGUUUUCACCUCCGCGGACAAUGACGAUCGUGCCGGCCACGCGUCACUGACCACGGCCAGGAAAUUCUUCGCCGCCGCCACAUUCUUCGAGCUCCUCAAGCUCUUUGAAGACAAGACUGCUUAUGAAUCACACGAGGACAAGAUUCGAUACGCAAAAUGGAAAGCUGCUGACAUCAACCGCGCGAUCCGCGAGGGGCGUAAGCCCGUCCCCGGACCUGCAGGCGGAGAG